AGGCUCUAUUUUUUUAAAUUUUAGAAAUCAACAUGGCUGAUGUGGUGGUUAUUGGUGCAGGUAUAGCUGGCUUAGUUGCUGUGUAUCAUAUUUUAAAGGAAAAACCAGAUGCUAAAGUAACACUUCUGGAAGCUGCUGAGCAUGCAGGUGGGCAGAUCCGGUCUUUACAGCUUCAAGGUGCUUCCGGUGCAGAUACCUGGGAUAUUGGUGCAUCAUUUAUUCAAAGGUCACAAAAAUGUUUGAUGUCAUUAUUAAGUGAGUUUAAACUUGAGACGCUACCACCAUCAAAAGGCAAACGCAUUCUACAAUUGGGAGAUGGUACUAUUAAGUCAUAUUCUGGGUCAAUUCCGCCUUUACCUUGGUCUUCACUACUAGAUCUUCACAGAUACAUGUCCAAGCUUGAGGGAUCUUCAAAGAAGAUUAACAUGACCAAUCCAUGUGAGGGUGCUAAGGCGGUUGAGCAAGAUAACACAAGUGUUGAGGAACUCAAAGUGAAGACACUUUGGACACAGUCUGCCAAGGACAUGGCCGAUACCCUUGCUGGAUCCGUUCUAAGUGUUAACCCUAAGAAUAUAUCUGUGCUGUACUAUGAGUAUAUGUUGCAUGCAAACAAGGGAUGGGAAGGAUUAUUGGGCUCUUCCAAAGAUGGUCUUCACAGAAUCAAGGGAGGUGCUGGGAAAUUGGUGAGUGCACUGGUAGAGGCUAUAGGAGAAACAAACAUUGUAUUCAACUCAAAGGUUAUGUCUAUUAAGCAUACACACGAGGGAGGUGAAGGUCUUGUCACUGUGGAGGUAAUGACAGGUGAAACAUACACAGCAAAGAAGGUUAUUGUAACUCAAGGAAGAGAUAUGAUUGAGUUCUUACCAUCAGCUCCUGUGUUUCCUCCAUUGUUACCCAUCACUUAUGGAAUUUCAUUUGUUAUGACAUUUUCAAAGUCAUUCUGGCAGGAUAACGGAUAUUGUGGAGAGGUGCUGAGUAUGUCUGGGACGAUCCAAUACCUCACUGGAGAUGGGGAUUGGUUUGCCACUGCCAUAUUCGAUGCCACGACUGUUGAUAAUCCUGCGUUGUCUGGAAUUUUGAACCCUCUAUCAUUGAGGGACAAAACUGUUGAAGAACGAAAGUCUGAGAUUCUGAAACUUCUUGCAAAGUACUUCAAAAUGGAAAAUGUUGAGGUUCUUGAUUAUGCUGAUCAUACUUGGGGUGAACCAUGGAAGUAUGGAGACAAGUUACUUACUGCAUCAUCAUUGGCUGACAGGAGGAAACCCUUCCAUAGCAUUCAUUGGGCUGAUAGACACACAGCGAUGGAAUGGUACAACACUAUAGAAGGCGCUGUUCAAGUUGGAUUACGAGCAGCAAAAGAAGUACUUAAUUGUAUCUAGAUGCUAUUUUUAAAUUCUAAUGAAUAUGAUAAUUGCAAUAAUUGAUUUCUUCUGAAAAAAUAAAAUUCUUUGUUUUUUUUAUAUAAUUUUAAUUGAAAUAUUUUAAUAAAAUGAAUUUAAUGGUGUUUUUAACUGAAGUUUGUUCACAUUUUGUAUCAUGAAUGAUUAAACCAAAAAUUUAAUGUGCUAUAAUUAAAUUUUUUUAUCAGCAAUAAAAGUUAAUGUAAGUUAUAGUUAAGCUGAAGGAUAUACACCACAUAAGUUUUGAUAGUUAAGAGACUUUCUGGACCAAACUGAGAGUAUGAUGGGGGUGAGUGACUCAAAACUGGUAAAUCAUAAGCAUCCUAGAGUUAAGUGUUCAUAUAUUUCCAUUAUGCUAAUUAUUUGAUUUGGGCAUUAUGCAAAUCUAUCUACGAUGUUAAUGAAGCCUUGAUAGGAAGACGUUGCAGGUUCAAGACCUGCUGGAUGUACACUUCCCGAGUCUGAGGCGUUUGCAAGAUCUGGCGGUAAGGGGUGUGUGAGAGUCCAGACCACCUCAGCCCCAACAUGGUUGUUGUUGAGGUGCGAAAAUUUUGAGAAUAUGGACCUCUCUGGGUGCUGGUAAAUUGUACUCUCAUAUCUUAAAACUUACCAAUAAUUCAUAUCAACAAUAUAAUACAAUUAUUUUCUUAAUACUAUUUAGGGGGUGCUAUUGCACCGUCUGCACCCCCCUGCAUCUGCCUCAGUGAGUAAUUUGCCACAAAAUUGUAGAUCCAGUUGUAGUUAUUACUGUACAAUUUAUCAGGGGAAAAUUGCAAGUAUUAUAGACCAUUAGUACCUGUAUACAAAUAAUCUAGGACUAUACUUUUUGAGGUUUAGAAAUUUAAACAAUGUCAGUAUCAAUUUCACAUUCCUAGCAUACUGGCUUGUGCCAUAAUGGUGUCCAAGAGCCAAGUGGGGUGUGGGGUGAGGUGACAAAGCCCCUUGAGCUCAGGAAUUCUAGACCAAGCUAUUACACAUUCAGUAUUAUCAAGUUUAAAUAUUAUAUAAAACAAAUUAAUAUAAUUAUACAAAAAAGAAAUAUAAACAAAAUAUAUAUUUUGUAUAGUACAUCGGAUCUAUGUAUUAUUACAAUAUCCAUAAGUUAAUUAUAACACCUUUUUAAAAACAGAAUCUAUAUAAUGCUAUAAAAAUACAAUAUUAAAUAACUGUGACCUUGAAUACAA
Molecule: messenger RNA, 2584 nt
Organism: Anneissia japonica
Lineage: Eukaryota; Metazoa; Echinodermata; Crinoidea; Comatulida; Comatulidae
Product: putative flavin-containing monoamine oxidase AofH
Exons: 11
Coding region: 33-1379 (448 amino acids)
Molecular function (GO): oxidoreductase activity
Source: RefSeq, a predicted model, not a curated record